Messenger RNA from Camelus dromedarius (Arabian camel), 5188 nucleotides. It is a transcript of the gene RBMS3, whose product is annotated as RNA binding motif single stranded interacting protein 3. Gene Ontology annotation, molecular function: mRNA 3'-UTR binding; poly(U) RNA binding; poly(A) binding. Lineage: Eukaryota; Metazoa; Chordata; Mammalia; Artiodactyla; Camelidae. The transcript has 17 exons. Gene Ontology annotation, cellular component: cytosol; cytoplasm; ribonucleoprotein complex. Bases 9 to 1853 code for a protein of 614 amino acids. The record is from RefSeq and is a predicted model, not a curated record.
CUGGAUAUAUGCCCAGGAGUGGGACUGCUGGAUCGUAUGGGAAACCCAGGCUCUUCUGUUCUGUAUGCCCUCCUAGCCACGGCGCACUGCACCCUCCAGCCCCCUGUGGCUGCCUCUGCGCCGCCGGCCCCAGCCCUCCACUGGGGUCGGGUGGCCAGGCCUGGCCCACCCCCGCCGCCUCACGUCUAGGCCUAGGGGCCGCGGGGCUCCUUUGUGCCGGUUUCUCUCAGUUCUGUCGGCCAAGUAGUUGCUUUGCACAGACCGGAGCUUCUGAGGGUCCCCCUCCGUCCCCGCUGAGCUCUCUGGUGAAGAGGGGGCGUCCCAGGAGAGCCUCAGCCAGCAAGUCGUCCGGGGUUCCUUCCUACAGCAGAUGGUCCAGCUCCCAGCCACAUCAGUCUAGCUCCACAGGGAGAGCCUAUCACCCUAGUAAGUCGCGAGUGACCAUGAGCCCUGGCUUCAGCUCCCAGUGGAAUGGCAGCCAACCAGCCUGGAAUACAUACUCCUUUCCAAGAGCAAGUUUGCACUAUCAGUCCCAUGCCAGCUAUACCUACUGUACGGGACACCCUGCUCAGUCCUAUGCACCAGCUCCCCACCCCAUGGCUCCUCCCAGCCCCAGCACAAACAGCAGCAGCAACCACAGCAGCAGCCACAGCAGCGGGGAGCAGUUGAGUAAAACCAACCUGUACAUUCGAGGCCUCCCGCCAGGCACCACUGACCAGGACCUUAUCAAGCUGUGCCAACCGUACGGAAAAAUUGUAUCCACAAAGGCAAUUCUUGACAAAAACACAAAUCAAUGCAAAGGCUAUGGCUUUGUAGACUUUGACAGUCCGGCCGCGGCACAGAAGGCGGUAGCGUCUCUCAAGGCUAAUGGCGUGCAGGCCCAGAUGGCCAAGCAACAAGAGCAAGACCCAACCAACCUAUACAUCUCCAAUCUCCCCAUUUCUAUGGACGAGCAGGAGCUUGAGAAUAUGCUGAAACCCUUCGGACACGUCAUUUCCACAAGAAUACUGAGAGACGCCAAUGGAGUCAGCAGAGGCGUUGGCUUCGCCAGAAUGGAGUCUACUGAAAAAUGUGAAGUGGUGAUUCAACAUUUUAAUGGAAAAUAUCUGAAAACACCACCAGGCAUUCCAGCCCCUAGUGAGCCUUUACUGUGCAAAUUCGCUGAUGGAGGACAAAAGAAGCGACAGAAUCAAAGUAAAUACACCCAGAAUGGAAGGCCUUGGCCCAGGGAAGGAGAGGCUGGCAUGGCUCUGACCUAUGAUCCCACAGCUGCCAUACAGAAUGGAUUUUAUUCUUCACCGUACAGUAUCGCAACCAACCGCAUGAUCCCACAGACAUCUGUCACGCCAUUCAUUGCCGCUUCCCCUGUCUCCACAUACCAGGUCCAGAGUACUUCAUGGAUGCCUCAUCCGCCAUACGUUAUGCAACCAACAGGUGCUGUGAUCACGCCAACGAUGGACCACCCGAUGUCAAUGCAGCCGGCAAACAUGAUGGGCCCCCUGACACAACAGAUGAACCAUCUUUCUUUGGGCACAGCAGGAACGUACAUGACUGCCGCGGCUCCCAUGCAAGGGACCUACAUCCCCCAGUACACGCCCGUGCCUCCGACAGCUGUUUCCAUUGAAGGUGUCGUUGCUGAUACCUCUCCCCAGACAGUGGCGCCUUCAUCCCAGGACACGAGUGGUCAGCAGCAGAUAGCAGUGGACGCGUCCAACGAACAUGCACCCGCAUACUCUUACCAACAGUCCAAGAACGUGUGUUACAGGAUGUUCCACAGGGCGUGCUGCUUGCUGCAACAAGCCAGAGAUGAAAGCACCCUGGAACGUGGAACAUUCCAAAUGGGUGACUUGUGAAAACCACUCACACUGCCUUGCGGACAUUUCUGUAAACCUGGAGAAAAUGUUUAACAGGUCCUGUUUAUAUUCUCAACUUCCUCUCUUUGACAUGCUGCAAAAUGCUGGGCGCUUUUGACUCGAAACAACAACAGUGAAGCCUUGAAUGAAAACAAAGGUGAUGUCCUAAGACAAAUAAAUCGGUGGAGGAGAAUCGCUUCAGAAAUUUUUUUAAAAGGAAGAAAUUCAUGGGACUCUACCCAAGUUUUUAAUCAGUUUCAGCCCUGGGAAGCUGACCCGUGUCAUGGUUAAGACAUGAGAUUCUACAGAACAAUUCAAGGAAGACACUGGGUCAUGUAAAUACCUGGCUCCUUUUUCUUCCGUAACAUCACUGGGAAAAGCUUGAAGGAUGCAGGAACGCCCACGGAGACAUUUAUUAAGAAACAUUCAUUAAAAAGGCAGGCACGAAUCAAUUUAUACGGCUUGCUCUGUUCACUUUGAUAAAGUCCCAGCUCCCUUUUUUUUCAGUAAUUGGAACACAAUUAACAUGAAAAAUGAAGUUAGAUUUGACCAAAAUUUUCUAGAGGUAGGACUAUGUUAUCCUUAUAGAGAAAUUGACUUUAUGACGGAACAAAUCUACUUGCUUUGGGAUUAAGCCACGAGCAAGAUCCCUAAAGUUACAGGCACAGACUUCCCGACAUUUUUAUUCUAUCUUUCCUGUUUGGUGUGGAGCGGAGAGCAUCCCUAAUACUUUAGCCAAAGCAUGUUAUCCUGAACACCCCAAAUUUCACCAAUGGGAGCUCAUUUCUGGCUACGUCAUGCUAAUUAGCAGGGCACUGCUAUUCAUCAGGGCACUGGUUUCCAACGCUCAUCAUGCUAAUUGAGAUGUGGAUAGUUUAAAGUGCUCAGUACCAACCUCUGGCCUUUCUCAGUAAAUGGCAGCUGACCCCCUGUGGGGCGUGACAUCCUGACGAGGGCUGCUGAGUGCCUCUGAAAAGUAGCUUAACCCAUCCCACGUACUUUUAAUACCAUAAUGUCCAUACUGAAGGUAUUUUAAAGUAAAUAACAGACAUCACAACAGUAGGUAGCAGGACAAAAGUUUGAGAAAUAUUAGGAGCACGCUGAGGAACAAGAAGGUUAUAUGCAGAAUCAUGGGUCAGCAAAUAUGUUAAUACUCCAAAUUCCACUUCCGGAGCUAAGAAGCAGGUCUUCCCAUUUUGUAUUCAUGCUUUCCCGUGCCCCUCCGCACGACCAUUUUUAAAAGAGGACAUUAAUGCAAAAAGGACCCCAGAGGAUUACUCUUAUCCCAAAAGGUGGAUAUGAUACUUGUGGUCUAUUUUGGAAGUUGUUUGGAAAUUCCAAUUCCUGUCUGAAUUAUUCUCAGCUUUUUCUCUGCGAUAUUUAGGAAAUUUAAAAUGACUAGGACUUAAGAGGGGGAGGGUGUAGCUCAGUGGUAGAGCACAUGCUUAGCAGGCACGAAGUCCCAGGUUCAAUCCCCGGUACCUCCAUUAAAAAAAAAAAAAAAAGAAAAGAUAAAUAAAUAAUAAACCUAAAACCUCCCCUGCAAAAAAGGAUAAAAUACUAGACUUUAAAAAGAAAAAAAAAAUAGAGAAAAAAAGAGUAAGAAAAAUGAAAGUUAAAGAAAAUAACAACUAGGAUUUGAAAAGUAUGAGUGAAGCAAAGUUACAGUCUAAUGUGCAAAGAUCCAAAGUCAAAGUCCAUCUUUGCCCCUUAGCGGUUGUCACUCAACAAGCCUCCCUCACUUCUUUAAAGAGAGAUUAGAUCAGUGCUCUCCAAAGAGUGGGAACGGCCUCCAGUGCUGCAGGAGGAUUUGCCACCCUUCCCUGCAAUUGGGGCGGGGAGGGGCGGUGCUGGGAAACCCCACUUUACCAUCAAUAACAAGCUUUCUGAACUGCCGCUCCUUCGAAGCCCUUCAAUUGCUAACGACCAGGACCUCCUAGAAGGCCAGAUGGAUCCUCACUUCCCUGAAAGACUAGAGUGUGUACCGCCCUCCUCCUUUAGAAAGCUAAGACAAAAAAAAAAAAAAAAAAAAAAAAAAAAAAAAAAAUUUUAAAUUACUAAAGGACUGUAACAAAAUCUUCAUUGUCAUCAUGAUGAUGAUUUUGACACUAAUUUAAAAGAUUACAUUUGUUCAAAGACAAUUUUUUCCUGUUGGUCUCCUUUGUUGGUGUGCUGGGGUCACGUUUAGUUUACUGUGGGUCAUCCGGGGGUGGGGGUACAGUGCGCAGUUCCCCCCACACUCUGCACCACACUGUCCAUCUUCUCAGGUGGCAUCAUGGGAAGCUAACCUGUCAGGAAUGACACUGGGGAGGGAAUACUGCGUCCUUAGAUGGUCCCUGAAACUUCUUUUCACCCAGAAGUCUAGAAUUCUAAGACGAUGAUUUGCUACUUUAUAAACUAUUUGCUCUGCUUCCUGGGGGGCGGGGAGGAUGUGAGCAUUCAAAAUGACUCUGUGAUCUUAUAUUCCGUCAAAGUCCUAGUCUUCCAACAUUCACGCUGACCCUGGAAGGCCCUUGUCUCAACCCCCGUGUGGCUACGUCUGUUUACUCUUCAGAUCUGCCCUGGCUACCUGAACCGUCCUGACAGUGAUUGCCUAAACAUCAUCAGGAUAUUAAUGAUGAGCAAACAUUAUGUCCUUGUUACCAUCCUUAUGCGUCCUUUAAGCUCAUGAGCAGUAAUUCAUUUUCUUCACACAGUACUUUACAGUCUGCAAAUGAUUUUCACCAUCAUCAUCUCAUUCACACGAACUGCUCUUUUUAAGCUGCAACUCAUUUUAUUUUUAAACGAGUCCCCCUGUCCAACGUAAAACAUUUUCGUUGCUCCUGAGCACAGCCUCGACAAUUUUGAAGCCUUCUAUUCUGAUGAACGUCAGUGCAUUCCAUAAGCAUUUAUGUAAAGCUGCACUGUCAUCCUUAAUUUGGGGCAGAGAAUGUGGACCGGAGGGAUUUCAGUUCUAUUUAAGUAGCAGCUCCCUUCCCCUGCAAACUUCAGCUAGCCACCAUGAAGAUGUCAAGUACGGCCACUUACUUCUCAUCUGUUUUCAUAGAGCAACCAGAUCACUCGAAGGCUCAAGCGAGUGACGGGAGAAGGCUCUUGGAAACAUUUGUGUAAGGUGAUAACACUUGAAAGGCUCUCCAGCCUCGCUCAUAAAUACAGAUGCCUUGAGAUCGGGGCACACGGCAGACCUUAGCAGGGUGUGUGAUCACGCACACACACACACACAAAAUUGUGUUCCCAUAACAGGAUAGAUUUUUAGCGGAGCAAAUCUACACUUUGCAAAGGUAUACAGUGAGAUCAAAUGUAUAUCAUAGUUCCCACGACUACGACUACUAAAA